Messenger RNA from Caenorhabditis angaria, 470 nucleotides. The record is from the annotation of a GenBank genome assembly. Lineage: Eukaryota; Metazoa; Nematoda; Chromadorea; Rhabditida; Rhabditidae.
AUGAUGCUUUUGGUGGCGAAAAUUUGGAUUGUGAGUUUAAAGGAACAUCGAAAUUCUCUUUUGUCCCUUUAAAAUUACAUAGUUUUCUUCAAACAAGCCUUAUGCACCUUUAAAUUCAUGUUAAGACCUUCAUGUCCCUUUAAAAUCACUAGAAACAUCAAUUGAAGGUGAAAAACAGGUGUUUUGGCCAAAAUUCAACCAAUUUUUCACAGAUAAUCGAUAUCACAAUCACCCUAAUCUUCCUGCUCCUUGUUUUCAUAGCCGGCUCAUUUUUCGAGCUAGAAGUCGAUGAAAGUUAUAGCUCCCAAGACGAAUAUGUUCGAGACACUGUCACCAUGUUUUCCGUGUUCUUAUACAUCAAUUUUUUGCAGUAUUUUUUGCUGAAUCGAGCCAGGCAUUUUGCAAAACAUCCGGAAUUGUAUUCGGGAGAGGCUACUGAGAAUGAAAAUGUUGUGGAAAAUGAGAAAUGA